AUGAGUUUUAUUCCAGCCGUGGCGUCAUCAACAUCGUCAAUUAUUGGUGCGGCGGCAGCAGCAGUAGCCGAGGCGCAGCCGUCAGCCUCUACAUCCAGCUAUUCAUCAUAUCUGCUGCUGGAAUUACCGUUCCGUCAAUUGUUACGACUACAACCUCCGCCGUCAUUCAUUGCCGGUACAAGGCGGAUGGCCUCUCAUCUUGAUUUACCCACAACUCUUGCCAUUAUUGGCUUCGUUUUUGUUUUUUGUCUCUACCUUAUUCACAUCAUUGCACUCUCAUACUCGAAAUACCGAUUACAUCACAAAGUAACACCAAACUCAUCACUUCCCGGAGUUUCCAUCAUCAAACCGAUCGUUGGAACUGACAAAAGUCUCUAUGAAAAUAUUGAAUCCUUCUUCACGACGCAAUAUCACAAAUUUGAACUCUUAUUUUGUUUCCAUUCAAAAGAUGAUGAAGCUGUUGAUGUAGUUCAAAAACUUAUCGAAAAAUAUCCAGAUGUCGAUGCGAAGUUGUUCUUCAAAGGCGAAAAUGUUGGUCUCAAUCCAAAAAUUAACAAUAUGAUGCCUGCGUAUAGAGCUGCUCGUUACCCACUAAUUUUAGUCAGUGACAGUGGCAUCUUCAUGCGUCCAGAUGGAGUUCUUGACAUGGCAACAACAAUGAUGAGUCGCGAAAAGAUAGCAUUAGUUACACAAGUACCGUACUGCAAGGAUCGUGAUAGUUUUGAUGCGGCCUUCGAGCAACUCUAUUUUGGAACAUCACAUGGCAGAAUCUAUUUAGCUGGAAAUUGUAUGGACUUUGUAUGCUCAACAGGAAUGUCAUCAAUGAUGAAAAAAGAAGCUCUUGAUGAAUGUGGAGGAAUCGCAAAUUUUGGAGGUUAUCUUGCUGAAGACUAUUUCUUUGGUAGAGAACUCGCAAAUCGUGGUUACAAGUCAGCGAUCUCUACCCAUCCUGCUCUACAAAACUCCUCAUCAGUAUCAGUUUCAUCUUUUCUCGAUCGGAUAUGCAGAUGGGUCAAGUUGAGAAUUGCUAUGUUGCCACAUAUAAUUCUUGUGGAACCACUACAGGAUUGCUUCCCGUCUGGUUUAAUCAUGUCGUACAGUCUGAAUUAUUUAAUGGGCUUCAACGUGAUGCCUACAUUAAUACUUCACACGAUAUACUGGAUUAGUAUGGAUUACUCACUGAUGACAAGUAUGCAGAAUGGCAAUCUUGGUUUCUCUCCACUUCGAUUCUUGUUGAUUUGGCUGCUUCGAGAGCUUUCAGCACCUCUCGUAUUCAUAAAAGCGCUGUUGGAACCAACCAUUCGAUGGCGCAAUAAUGUGUUCCACUUGGCAUGGGGAGGACAGAUUUUGCCACCAAAAUGUUAA
This is a messenger RNA of Caenorhabditis remanei, 1365 nucleotides long. RefSeq lists its product as uncharacterized. Lineage: Eukaryota; Metazoa; Nematoda; Chromadorea; Rhabditida; Rhabditidae. The record is from RefSeq and is a predicted model, not a curated record. The coding region runs from base 1 to 1365 and encodes 454 amino acids. Gene Ontology annotation, molecular function: ceramide glucosyltransferase activity. The transcript is spliced from 5 exons. Gene Ontology annotation, cellular component: membrane. Gene Ontology annotation, biological process: glucosylceramide biosynthetic process.